CCCCCGCGUUAGCACGAUGAUAAAUGAAGCGUUCCAUUGUGAGAGGAGCGACGAAAGAGCACGAAAGAAACGUCUAAAUUUUCCUUCGAGCUUCCGUCUACGCGUACUACUCUUGUUUAAAUAUUUAUUAACAAUAAAGGAAUAUCGCGAUAAGGUCGAUCCUCCCUAUAUGCAUUUAAUGCGCCUAUCGACUGCUUCGUAUCGUACGCCUUUGCCGUUUAAAUGCAAUGAAAUUUCAACAAUGAGAAAUAUUCCAUUCGCUUCUGUCGAAAAAAAGAGAAACAAAGGAGAGAAAAAAGAAGAAGGAACGAUACGAUUCGGAAUCACGUUUCGUGAUCAAACUCGCCAUGGUAACCGAGUACGCCCUUUUAUUCUCUCCCCUAUCGCGCUCGUAUACAUUUUCGUAGGGUUUCUGAGAACAUGCUCGCGCUCGUUCGACGUUUCAUUAUAACCUGUACGUACGCACAGCAAGAGAUCGCUUUUGAAUCGGCUCGUCGUCGAACUUUAUCGAGAUGCUAAAAUUUCCACGUUCCACCGGGGAGGAUAGAAGAAUCGCGGCGAGCAUCGAAAGGAGACGACAACUGGAGGAGGAAAGAAAAAAACGAAUCUUCAAUCCUCGCUUCAGAAAGAUCGGAAUCGACAAGGAAUUCUUGGAUCGACAAGUGGAGGAGAAGAGACAGCAACGCGAGGAAGAACGCGCUAAGGAAUGCCAGCUGGACGAGAAUCUUGUACGCAGCAGCAAGAUCGCUUUGCAAUUGGAAAAGGAACAAGCGGAGGAAAAACGACGGAUAAACGAAGAGAUCGUGGAGUUUCGGCGACUGCACCAGAGGCGCGAGGACCGCCGGGACUACGAUCUCUACGACCCGGACGCUCUGAGGACGUCGCUACCUUGUCGAGUCGGUGACGACGAUCCGCGUUUGGGACUGGCCUCGGCGCAAAAAUUCGGAGGCGAGGAUCACAACUUUCGAGAACAAGAUCGGACGAGGAAGGAGGAAAUGCGUUGGUGGGUCGAGAAGCAAAUGAAGGAACGCGAGGCUGCGGAGAAGGAACGAAAGGAUGCCGAGAAAGCGUACCAGGAAGCCGUUGUCUCGAGGGACGAACGUGCCGUGGAGUUGGAGAAGUUGGAGCGAGAAUGUCGUCGAAGGUUAAACGAGGCCACCGCGAGUUUCAACAGAGCGCUGGCGGAGGAGCAGGAACACCGACGACUUUGCGAAGCCGCUCAAGACGAGGAGGACAAGAAGGCGGAAAUCUACAAUCACGUGACCGGAGAUUUCCUGACGGAAGCCCCCGAGCAAGCGGAGAGCAGCCGUGGACCGAAGAAACCGCUCGCAACGCGUUACAAGGGCAUGACGGCCGAUCAACUCAAGGUCUUCAGAGACCAGCAAGCGCAACAAAUGGAGGAAAUCCAGAAAAUGAAAUCGAAUGAGAAACGAAUAAACGAGGAAUGGUAUCGACUGAUGAACGCGCACGCCGAAACUGCCGAAGCUUAUCAACGUGAACUCGAUCGAAAGAAGACGGAACUCAAUAAGAAGAUCGCGGAGGAAAACUUGAGACUCGCCGAGCAACAAAAGUCUUAUCAGGAGUAUUUGAAUCGCGUCGUGUACAAGAACAAACCAUCCCCUGAAUAUUUCUCGCAGUUCAACAAGGGAACGCGUUAGACGGAACCUUUGCCUUUAUUCCGCCUUUUAUUCGUCGCACUAUCCUUUCCAUAUCGUAAUAAAGCAAAAUACGUACCGCAACGCAACCGAUAUCUCGUCUCGUGUUUUCUUCCGUUCGAACGCAUUAUCGUCCUAAAUCCUUGACUUCACGACGAAGAGAUUCGAAGAACGAGCCGAACGUUGUUUUGCGCGAUUCGUUCUAGCGAAAAAAAAAGAAGGAAUUCGUAUUUCAUCUCUUUCGUUAUCUGUGUUUGUAUUGUAUCUGUUUGUAGAAAUUUGCGUCACAUAUAUGAUUACACGAGAUUCUAUU
Vespula pensylvanica (western yellowjacket) is the source of this 1968-nucleotide messenger RNA. Its product is annotated as RIB43A-like with coiled-coils protein 2. NCBI's taxonomy places the organism in Eukaryota, Metazoa, Arthropoda, Insecta, Hymenoptera, Vespidae. The transcript has 7 exons. Bases 513 to 1658 code for a protein of 381 amino acids. The record is from RefSeq and is a predicted model, not a curated record.